Messenger RNA from Phlebotomus argentipes, 1373 nucleotides. Its product is annotated as lysosomal aspartic protease. NCBI's taxonomy places the organism in Eukaryota, Metazoa, Arthropoda, Insecta, Diptera, Psychodidae. Gene Ontology annotation, molecular function: aspartic-type endopeptidase activity. The record is from RefSeq and is a predicted model, not a curated record. The coding region runs from base 104 to 1267 and encodes 387 amino acids. The transcript has 5 exons. Gene Ontology annotation, cellular component: lysosome. Gene Ontology annotation, biological process: proteolysis; cell death.
CUGUGAUGAUUUGACAAUUUGCGUUCUGAGCGGUAUUGUUGUGCGUGUUUCAGAUAGAAUAUUCGCCAUAAAUAAAGCAAGUACCAAGUGAAUAAGUCGCAAAAUGGUAUCAAAGGCAGUGACUGUGCUUCUUGCACUCUGUCUCACGGCCGUGAGUGGGAAAUUAUUGCGGAUUCCUCUGCACAAGGAGGAAACUGUGAGGAGUCACUUCACUUCAGUGGGAACUGAGGUGCGGCAAGUGACCAUCAAAGCCAACACCGGAGGCCCAGCGCCUGAGCCUUUGUCGAACUAUAUGGAUGCUCAGUACUUCGGAGCGAUUUCCCUUGGAACUCCGCCGCAGAGCUUCAAGGUUGUCUUCGACACAGGAUCAUCAAAUCUUUGGGUGCCUUCGAAGAAGUGUCGCAUUACAAACAUCGCUUGCAUGCUUCACAACAAGUACGACUCCACAAAGUCCUCCACUUACGCCCAAAAUGGAACUGCAUUUGACAUCCGAUAUGGCUCAGGAAGCUUGUCUGGCUUCCUCUCCGAGGACACACUCAAUAUUGGCGGCAUUGACAUCCAGAAGCAGACGUUCGCCGAGGCCGUGAGCGAGCCUGGAUUGGUUUUCGUGGCUGCGAAGUUUGACGGAAUCCUGGGAUUGGCCUACAAAUCCAUCUCCGUGGAUGGCGUCGUGCCGCCGUUCUACAACAUGUACAAUCAGGGUCUGCUUGACCAGCCCAUCUUCUCCUUCUACCUCAAUCGCGACCCCAAAGCCGCCGAAGGCGGUGAGAUCAUCUUCGGUGGCUCCGAUCCGAAGCACUACAAGGGCGACUUCACGUACGUGCCGCUGGACAAGAAGACCUACUGGCAGAUCACAAUGGACGGCCUGACGGUGAAUGACAAGAAGUUCUGCCAGGGUGGAUGCAAGGCCAUUGCGGACACCGGCACCAGUCUCAUCGCCGGCCCCACGGCCGAGAUCUCUGAACUGAACAGACUGCUGGGCGCCACUCCCAUCCUCAAUGGCCAAUACAUGGUGAACUGCGAGAGCAUUCCCAAUCUGCCCAAGCUGCAGUUCAUUCUCGGUGGCAAGGCGUUCGAGCUGGAGGGCAAAGACUACGUGCUGCGAAUUGCACAGAUGGGCAAGACUAUUUGCCUCUCGGGUUUCAUGGGCAUCGACAUCCCGCCGCCAAAUGGUCCACUCUGGAUCCUCGGGGAUGUCUUCAUCGGGAGAUACUACACAGAGUUCGACAUGGGCAACGACCGUGUUGGCUUCGCAGAGGCUGUGUAAGAACCACACAAGAUCAAAUAAAUAUAAAUAGAGAGAUUCUCACAGAACAAAGACACAAGUGUCGAGCGUGUGCCUAGAUUGUGGUCAAUAAAUUGCUGAAAAACCA